This is a messenger RNA of Ochotona princeps (American pika), 3303 nucleotides long. It is a transcript of the gene ANKLE2, whose product is annotated as ankyrin repeat and LEM domain containing 2. NCBI's taxonomy places the organism in Eukaryota, Metazoa, Chordata, Mammalia, Lagomorpha, Ochotonidae. The record is from RefSeq and is a predicted model, not a curated record. Gene Ontology annotation, cellular component: endoplasmic reticulum. The transcript has 13 exons. Bases 84 to 3062 code for a protein of 992 amino acids. Gene Ontology annotation, biological process: negative regulation of phosphorylation. Gene Ontology annotation, molecular function: protein phosphatase 2A binding.
CGGCGCUCCGUCGGGCAGGGGCGUGGGCAGCCCCGGCGCGCGGCGGGCGGCGCAGGACCCCGGGCUCCUCGGCGGCGGCGGCGAUGCUGUGGCCGCGGCUGGCGGCGGCCGAGUGGGCGGCGCUGGCCUGGGAGCUGCUGGGCGCCUCGGUGCUGCUGCUCGCCGUGCGCUGGCUGGUGCGGCGGCUGGAGAAGCCCCGGGGCCUGGGCCGCGGCGGGGCGCCCGGCCCGCAACCCGGUGAGGCCGCAGCUCCGGACCCGGACCCAGGAAGAAUGACCAUGGACGCUGUGUUGGCGCGGCUGAAACUCCUGAACCCAGAUGCACUGAGAGAGGAGAUUGUCAAAGCUGGACUGACGUGUGGACCCAUCACAUCAACCACAAGGUUCAUUUUUGAGAAGAAGCUGGCUCAGGCCUUGCUCAAGCAGGAAGGGUUGCUGUCUUCCUCUUUCCCCAGCUGCCAGGAAGCAGAUGGCAUGGCACUCAGACGAGAGACAUGGAAGUCGGCUGUGGGAAUUCCAGAUGAGCAGGCCAGCCUUCCUGAAGACAGAGAGUUCGGUUAUGAUGUGGGUUUGAACCCUCCCCUGGAAGAGGUUGUGCCAUCCAAGAACUGCCCAGUGCCCUUCUGUGCUGCAACUCAUGUCAGCACCCGCAGAGCUGGCAUGACAGCUGCCAAGGAGCCGCAGCAGUACUAUGGAGUCUGCCCUGCAUAUGAGGACCUUCCUGUGAGAAACGAUCGGAUCCAUGUUUAUGAUGAUAAAAAGGAAGCACUGCAAGCUGUUAAAAUGAUCAAGGGUUCCCGAUUCAAAGCUUUUUCCACCAGAGAAGAUGCUGAGAGAUUUGCUAGAGGGAUCUGUGAUUACUUCCCUUCCCCAAGCAAAGCCUCAUUCCCACCUUCUCCUCUGAGGAGUGCGGCAGUCCUCAACAAUGGUGGGCUCAAAGGUAAAGCAGCCCGACUGCUGUGUGUGAGAGAAGUGCUGUGUCAGGAGAGGAGGAAGGAGUCUCAGCCUAGUUUUGGUGUUUCAGGUCACAAAGGCAGACGUGGUCACCGAAGUCCACGUGUUUGUCGGUCACAAUGUCCUCCUGGAAGUUUGUGUUUAAGUGAAUCAGAUGUAGUGAACAAAGAGCGGGCCAACAGCUACAAAACCCCCCGCACGCAGGACCUCACUGCCAAGCUGCGGAAGGCUGUGGAGAAGGGAGAAGAGAAUGUCUUCUCUGAGCUUGUCUGGAGUAACCCACGGUAUCUGAUUGGCUCAGGGGACAACCCCACCAUUGUCCAGGAAGGGUGUAGGUACAAUGUCAUGCAUGUUGCUGCCAAGGAGAAUCAGGCUUCCAUCUGCCAGCUGACCCUGGAGACCCUGGAAAACCCAGAGUUCACGCGGCUCAUGUACCCAGAUGAUGACCCGGGCAUGCUGCAGAAGCGCAUCCACUACAUUGUUGAUCUCUACCUGAACACUCCCGACAAGAUGGGCUAUGACACACCGUUACAUUUUGCUUGUAAGUUCGGAAAUGCAGAUGUGGUCAACGUGCUUUCUUCACACCCUUUGAUUGUAAAAAACCCGAGGAAUAAAUACAAUAAGACACCUGAAGAGGUUAUUUGUGAAAGAAGCAAAAAUAAACCCAUGGAGCUGAAGGAGCGGAUCAAAGAAUACUUGCAGGGUCACUAUUACGUACCGCUGUUGAGAGCAGAAGACACAUCCUCACCCGUGAUUGGGGAGCCGUGGUCAUCAGACCAGACAGCUGCAGCCUCUCACCGUCACUCAGGAGGUGGCCCCCGGGACCCUGUGCUGACCCUGAGAGCUUUCGCUGGGCCUAUGAGUCCAUCCAAGGCAGAAGAUUUUCGCAGACUCUGGAAGACUCCACCACGAGAGAAAGCAGGUUUUUUUCACAGCGUCAGGAAAUCUGACCCAGAGAGAGGCAUUGAAAGAGUGGGAAGGGAGCUAGCUCAUGAGCUGGGGUAUCCCUGGGUUGAAUACUGGGAAUUUCUGGGCUGUUUUGUUGAUCUGUCUUCCCAGGAGGGACUGCAAAGACUAGAAGAUUAUCUUGCUCAGCAGGAAUUGGGCAAAAAGGCUCCACAAGAAACAGCAGAAAGGGAAGCCUGCCUGGGGGACAGGGCCCUGGCGUCUGACAAGGGGACAAAGGGCAGCAAUUCCGUCUCCGUGGGGGCAUUUCUAGAUGAAGAGGAGGAUAUGAGCUUGGAAGAAAUGAAGAAUCAGCAAAAUGCAGCUCGAAAACUGGGCCAGCUUACAGUCUGUGCCUGGGGAGACUCAUGUGGCCCCCUUUCCUUGGAGCAGAAUGAGCAGAACGUGGCCUUGACAGAAGCCUUGGGCCCUAGCAGAGGCCCCAGAAGCAGAAAUGGGUUCCUAAGUCCCAGCAAGGACCCAGGGGGCAGCAGCCCAAAGGCCUCCCGUGCAGGAGAAGUCCUCCUGUCACCUCUCUCUGAGCUGACUGUGGACUUCGAUAAGCUGAACUUGCGAAGUCCAGAAAGCAGCUUUUCCAAGACACCAGAAAAAUACGUGGAAACCGAGGAUGACAAGAUGCCAACUCCCAGGAUGGACACAGCAGAAUGUGACUUGCUACCAUCUCCACCUGCUGCUGACAGGCUCAAAAAGAACCACAGAAGGAUGGAGCAGGAAAUGUCGGCUGAAGUUGCUGAGCUGCCCCUAGAGCCCAGCAGCCCCCCACACAAGGCCCAGGGCAGGUGUUCACCCAGGUCCUCCCCUGACUCCAGGCUCUUCCUCUUUGGGGAGAUGCCAUCCAAGCUGGACCGGGAUGUUCUGGCAGCUCUGGAACACACAGAUGUGGACCCUCGGCAGUACCCGGCCGUGCACAAAUGGAAGAGUGCCGUCCUGGGCUACUCACCUUCCGACAGGCAGAGUUGGCCAAGCCCUGCACUGAAGGGGAAGUUCAAGUCUCAGCUGCCUGAUCCACCCAGCAGCAGUCCUGGGAGAAGCCCCGUGAAGCCUGGCCACACCACCCACUCUCCCAGCCUGGGGCGCUACAGCCCUGCCCACAGGAGCCACUUCUGUAGGAUGGCACAGAUGGCCCAGCUCGCCACCCCUUAGGUCUGGGCAGCACCCGGUUCCAUCAUUUCCAAAGAAGAGAGGGUGAUGUGUUUCAUUGGUAAAAUUUUGUUAAAAGAUAUUCUGAAUAAUUUAUCCAUCCUUACCUUGAGGGUACAAGAACUUUAAAAACACAAAUGUUCUUUAUAAAAUUUACAGUUCCUAGAAAAUGUCAACAUGCCGAACACAGAGAUCCCUGGGUAGCAGUGCCUGGGUUUGAGAUGACAGAAGAGCGAGCUAGGGA